AUGGAUUUGGAUAGCCAAAAGCCCCGUAAAAAGGGUAAAAAGCCUAAAUUUAAUGCAAAAAGCCCUAAAAACUUCCGUGUAAUUAAGCCCCGUAAACUCGGCAAGCCAUUAAACAAGUCCAUUAAAAAGCUUAUUCCAAAGGACAUUACUUUAUUAAAAAAGGGGCUUUUUAAGCAAAAAAUCCGUUGCCUGAGCCUUUUCCUUUAA
Molecule: messenger RNA, 207 nt
Organism: Gaeumannomyces tritici R3-111a-1
Lineage: Eukaryota; Fungi; Ascomycota; Sordariomycetes; Magnaporthales; Magnaporthaceae
Exons: 2
Coding region: 1-207 (68 amino acids)
Source: RefSeq, a predicted model, not a curated record